Messenger RNA from Lactuca virosa, 339 nucleotides. The record is from the annotation of a GenBank genome assembly. NCBI's taxonomy places the organism in Eukaryota, Viridiplantae, Streptophyta, Magnoliopsida, Asterales, Asteraceae.
AUGAUGUUGGAGGUUGUUGGCCAAUUUGGAACCGAGCUUCCACCUCCUACUAGAUAUUCUUUGAGCGACCUACUUCUAAAGCUUGAGGAUAAAAGAACAAAAAGUUUGUUGAAAAGAAAUGAAGAAGAAUGGAAAGAGAUUGGAUGCUCGAUCAUAACGGAUGCUUGGUCCGAUAGGAAGAGAAUGAGCAUUAUGAAUUUAUGUGUAAAUUCAAAAAUGGGUACCAUGUUUUUAUCAUCAAAAGAAAGUUCAAGUGAAGCGCAUACAAGCCAACACAUAUAUGAUUAUGUGGAAUCUUGCAUUCAACAAGUUGUUCUUAAGCAUAUUGUCAAGUUGUGA